AUGGCCCGCACCUGGGGUAACUUGAAAGCAUCAUCAAGGGUCACAGGAUUCGCGGUGACCUUUUUGGCAAUGGCUUUGGUGUACCCAAACAGCUCCAAGACUGCAUCGGUUGCAACCGACUUCUCGACAGCCACCUUUGCAACUGUGCUUGGGCCUGAUUUUGCCCAAGCCUUCCACCAAUUCUUGCCGGCUGUUUUGAAGUACUACGACCCCUGUUUCUCGUCUACGGACCGAAACAACACAAUUGGUUUGUUGGCAGAGGUGAUCAACAGGCUCGGAGUAGCUGUUGGUCCAUUCACCAAGCAGUUGCUCCCGCUUUGCUUGAAAGCCACCAAGGACGACGACGUCGAAGUGCGCAGUAACGCGGCGUUCUUCUUGGGCUCCUUGGCCUCACGGACCGACAUUGAUAUCAGUAGCCAUUACAUGUCCAUCCGUCCUCGGUGUUUUUGCACUUCCAACUGA
Molecule: messenger RNA, 462 nt
Organism: Puccinia triticina
Lineage: Eukaryota; Fungi; Basidiomycota; Pucciniomycetes; Pucciniales; Pucciniaceae
Exons: 1
Coding region: 1-462 (153 amino acids)
Molecular function (GO): protein binding
Source: RefSeq, a predicted model, not a curated record